UUUGGGGGGGGGGACUUCUCCGCCUUCCCCCCCCCCGGCUCCGAGGCGUUUUGGGCCCCCGGGGCGGGUGCGAGCCCGGCCGGGUGCGCGCAACCCCGGCCCCGGGCGCGCAAUGUGAGCGCUGCGCGCACCAUGGCGCGGCACGGAGACCUGGACAGGCUCCUGUGCGACCUGCGCUCCUUCCUGCUCAUCCUGGACCGCGAGAGCCUCAGCGCCGAGGCCAGAGCCAAAAAGAAGUCGGUGGCCGAGCUCCUGCGGCGGCUGCAGAGCCCCCAGUCAGAGGAUGCAGAGUACAUGAGCAUGCGCUGCCUCUCGCCCUCCUCGGGACCCCCCCAGGGCCGGGAUAAUUCGGGAACCAGGACGCAGGAUGCAAGGGGAGGGAGAGCGUGCGAGCACCGCCCGGGCAGCACCCAGAGCCCCCACGGUGGGAGCACCUCACCGAGCACCUCUCCAUCCCCACCACCCGACGACUCCUACGAGGACACCGAACCCUUCGGCCCCGGGGGGCGCGGCGGCUCCGGCGGCGCCGACACCGACAGCAGCCACUACGAGUCCUACGGGGAGGACGAGGACGCUGCGCCCCUGCCCGACCGUGCCCAGGACCGUGCCCACUACCUCCGGCGACCACCGGCCGGCGGCCCCCCCCUUCCAAACGAGCCCCCCGGCCGCCCCGAGGCUCAGCUCUGCGGCUUCCUCUGGAGGAAACGCUGGCUGGGGCGCUGGGCCAAGCAGCUUUUCAUUGUCCGCGAGCACGCGCUGCUGGGUUUCAGGCGUGCCGCGGACCCGCAGCCGGUGCUGGAGCUGGAGCUGAGGGGGUGCCGGGUGGCCUCCAAGGGCACGGGGAGCAAGAAGCUGCCGCGGGCGCUGAAGGUGACGGGGCCGGCGGGCGAGGCGCUGGUCAUCGGCUUCCCCAGCCGGCAGCAGGCGGAGGACUGGAGGAAGGUGAUCGAGGAGGUCAGCAGCAACUCCCCCAGCGGGCUGGCACCCCACAGCCCCCCAGCAUCGCCCCCCAGCAGGCUCAGCAGGGCGCUCCGGCUGGGCUCGAAGGAGGAAGAGGAGCAGGAGGAAGCAUCCCAAAACCCCAGAGAGGACCCUAAAGGAGCAGCAGCAGAGCUUGGACGGAGCCGUGCACGGGCAGCGCCGGAGACCCGCGUCCAGCACCUGCAGCAGCUCCGUGCCCUCGCAGGGAGCGCCGGCUCGCAGCAGGGAUUUCUCCCCAGCCCAGCGCACCCUGACGCUGCCCGAGAGGAAAGGGGCUCGGGAAUGGUUUGGAUUUCCUCAUCGGGAGGAGGAGAGCGUUCCCCAAGCUGGAGGAGAAGGUGGGGACAGAUGGAAAGGGCUCGCAGGGGGAAGAGCAGGAUGAAGGCUGGCUCCGAGAUGAACCUGCUGGCCAUCGGCAAGUCCCUGAGGGGCCACAUCGCCGCCACCGCCAGCUCGGCUGCCUCCGAGCAGGGCUCCUUCCUCUCCCCGCUCCUGAGGCGCACGGCGUCCGCCCGCAGCGCCCUGAAGUGCUCGCCCUCGGCGGGCGUCGUGGAGAAGGGAAAAGUCCUCCAGCAGAGAAAGGAGUGGGAGAUGAAGGCUGCGAAGUGAGCGGCACCGGGGCAGCCCCCGCCACGCCGGGCACCUGGCAGCCCAACCUCGUGCUGCACGUGGAUCGUGCAGGACCAGCCUCCAGUAUCGACGCCGCGCCUACACCCGCCUAUCCAUUUUUGAUCCAUUUUAUAUCAAUUUUAUAUAUCCGCACACGCAAACUCGCCAAAAAUGGGGCUGCAAUUUCUCCGCUGCGGCCGGGGCGCAGAUUUUUCCCAGUUUGCAGCCUCUCCUGUGGGGCUGGUCCAAACUGGGCCCCCCCAGUUCCCCCCCCAGGGACCCCUUCUCGCACGGGUGGACCCCAGGACCGAGCAACGGGGGGGCUACGGAGCACAGGGGGGGCUGCUCGGGGGUCCUGACCCCGCAGUGGGGCCGGGGCUUCGCUCAGUGGCUGCAGCUGCGCCAGGCUGCUUGGAGGCAGCUGUGUUUGUCGUGGCUUGUUUUUAAUCAUGGAAACGUAUUUUUUUAUUAUUUUUAUUAUUUUUGUUUUUUUUUUAAAAGGAUUAAAUAAUCAUAAAACUUGGCUUCUCCCAAAAA
Molecule: messenger RNA, 2127 nt
Organism: Anas platyrhynchos (mallard)
Lineage: Eukaryota; Metazoa; Chordata; Aves; Anseriformes; Anatidae
Source: RefSeq, a predicted model, not a curated record